Messenger RNA from Myxocyprinus asiaticus (Chinese sucker), 2319 nucleotides. RefSeq names its product rap1 GTPase-GDP dissociation stimulator 1-B. Gene Ontology annotation, molecular function: protein binding; guanyl-nucleotide exchange factor activity. The record is from RefSeq and is a predicted model, not a curated record. Gene Ontology annotation, biological process: positive regulation of GTPase activity. Gene Ontology annotation, cellular component: cytosol. The transcript is spliced from 14 exons. The coding region runs from base 349 to 2043 and encodes 564 amino acids. Lineage: Eukaryota; Metazoa; Chordata; Actinopteri; Cypriniformes; Catostomidae.
GAUUGCAUUGGCGAGAGAGAGAGAGACACACACACAGAUAUAAUAGGGCAUGUGAAUUAGCCUAAGUGAAUGCAGCAUCACUGAGAGGCACAGAGUGAAAGUGAGAUAGUGAAUGACAGUGAGGGACUGAAGGAAUACGCAUGUGUGUUCGGAGCAAACAGGAAGGGAGCAGAGGAGAAACACGGCUGCUACACUGACUUCAGGCAAUAUCAGGGCUGAAUACUUACAUCACGCCUCGAGGUCUGCCUCUCUAACCACACACACACACACACAUACAAACAGGCACCAUAAGCAGCUGCAGAUACACAGGAGGACACCGAGAGGCUCUUAGGGAGACUCAGUGGACCUAUGGUCAUGGCAGACAUAGAAGUUCUCAGCGAGGCCCUGAAGGCCAUCAGUAUUAGCACUGAGCUGGUGGAGGAGGAGUUGAAGCCCCAUCUGGAUGUUCUGCUGAACCUCCUAUUAGAGAAGAAGAAAGGAACAGCAGAGAAAAUAGCUUCCAGUGGUGUUCUGCCCAUACUGGCUCAAGUCCUGAGGAAGAAGAGUCCCCUCACUUCUCAGGUUACCCUGCUGAUAGCAGAGAUGGCCAGGGAAGCUGCUGUAAGAGAGUGCUGUAUUGAAGCAGGCCUGGUGACUGUGUUAAUGCCUUUACUAAAGAGCUCAAACCAGGACCAGUUGCUGCACACGGGCCGAGCAAUUGGACGUAUCUGCUUUGAAAAUGCUGUUCAGCAGACACAGCUGGUGGAGAAUGGAGUCAUCCCCAGGCUGGUGACCAUAAUGCAGCAGUAUCCUGAGAAUGACCCGCUGGUAAACGUCUGUCUGCUGGCACUCUGCAACCUUGCUGAUGUGGAUGCUGCACGAGAGGCCCUGGCCGAAGUGGGUGUGGCGGAGGUUUUGACCUAUCAGCUGAAGCGGGCACCAGACGCAGAACGUCGACACCUCAUACUGGAGGUUCUUGGAUCACUUGGAGAGAGUGAUGGUCUAAAACUGCAGUUUGUGGAGGCGGGCGUGCCUGAGGCUCUCUCUGAAAUGAUUCGAACUCUUCAGGGUGGCUCUGACACACAUGACCUCUGCAGCAUCAAAGUGGCCUCAAACCUUAUAGUGUCCCUCCUACUGGGAGAUGAAUCAAUGCAGAAGUGUUUUGGAGAAGGUACAGGGACAGUGUAUCAGGAUGUUCUCUCCUGGCUGCAGUCAUCAAACACUGAGCUGCAGUUGUCAGGAGCCCUGGCCAUUGCUAAUUUUGCCAGAAAUGAUAGCAACUGUGUGAAGAUGUUAGAAUUGGGGGUUGUUCCACGUAUUCUGGACCUGUUGGAGCAGCAUGUAAUAGAGGGAGAUGUAUCUGUACAGCAUGCUGGCCUCAGUGCACUUAGAAACCUUGCCAUUCCAGCCUCAAAUAAGGUGCGUAUGUUGGAGGAUGGGGUCGCCGAGAGGAUCAGGACACUUCUGCGCUCUGACAUGCCCCCCGUCCAGUUCAAACUGCUUGGGACUUUGCGCAUGAUGGUUGACGGACAAGAGGAAGCGUCUUCAGUGUUAGGGAAGGAUGAGAUUCUGUUAGCACGGGUAAUGGAGUGGUGUGAGGCUAAAGAUCAUGCUGGUGUCAGGGGCGAGGCCAACCGCCUUUUAGCAGCUCUCAUAAGACACAGCCGAAACCCUGAAGUCAUCCAAACUGUCAUUAAAGCAGAUGGAGUCCAACAUCUUAUUUCAAUGGCAACUAGUGAGCACGUCAUCAUGCAGAAUGAGGCUUUAGUUGCUUUGGCCAUUGCCUCUGCAAUAGACAUUGAGGCAGUCCAGGAACCAUUUCGAGAUGCAGAUCUUCUGCCCACCUUGCAAAAAAUUCUAGAUGACCCAGUUGUGGCUGUGGAAGUCAAAUUCAGCGCUUUAGGCCUCAUCUGCAGCCUUGCCAAUUCCAGCAUGUUACGGGAACAGAUAACAUCUCUAAACCUAAGGGACACCCUGUCUAAACUGUCUACUCACACCAGCACAAAGCUAGCUAAACAGGCGGACACCGUGAUGGCUGUUCUUUUGGAGACUAGCUUGACUUAACAAAUUAUUACACAUCAUAACCAUAGCACUACCACAACAGACUUAUGCCACAGUCAUACUACUGACACACAUGCACAUUCAGUAUCCUUUUAGGGAUGAUUUCUGAUAUUUAUCCCUACAAGGAGAGCGAAACACACACACACACACACACACACACACACACACACGUUUACUUUGAAUGAGUACAUAAAUUAAAUGAGUACAUACCAGAGACUUCUAGUGUUUUUAUUAAAGCUAGUUAUAAAUACUACAGACUAACCCUAAUAACAUAAUAUA